Equus quagga is the source of this 2213-nucleotide messenger RNA. It is a transcript of the gene PAXX, whose product is annotated as PAXX non-homologous end joining factor. Gene Ontology annotation, biological process: double-strand break repair via nonhomologous end joining. Gene Ontology annotation, molecular function: molecular adaptor activity. The record is from RefSeq and is a predicted model, not a curated record. The transcript is spliced from 3 exons. Bases 1188 to 2024 code for a protein of 278 amino acids. Lineage: Eukaryota; Metazoa; Chordata; Mammalia; Perissodactyla; Equidae. Gene Ontology annotation, cellular component: site of double-strand break; nucleus; nonhomologous end joining complex.
GGAAGUAUGUGAGUCUGGGGAAAAGGCGUGCCAGGCAGUGACAACAGCACGUGCAGAGGCCUUGAGGCAGGAGCCUCAGAAGGACUGACAGUUGUGAACCAGGAGAAAGCAGGAAACGAGGUAGGCUUGGCUACAGGCACACUUGAAAUACAUUUUCAGCAUAGCUCAAGAACCCACCAGCCACCCUCCCCACGGCCACCAUGUGGUCACCCUAGCCUUCUUGAAAAGCCUUGAGCAGAACUGUUCUGUGCCCACUCUGGGGCCUCUGCAGGGGCUGCCCCUCUUUCUGGGAACCCCCAUCCUGGUGUGCUCCAUCCUUCUCUCCCCCAAAGUCACGGCUCCAACAGCACCUGCUCCCCAUCCGAAUUGCGGAAGUGCAUAGCUCUUGCACUGCCUGAGAGUGUCAUCUUUCGUUGUUAGCUGUUUGUCUCUCCCAUUAGAUCUCACAAGCGCCAGGGGAAUAGAGGCCUCCAUCAAAGUGCGCUCAAGGACAGCAGGGGGCACAGAAGAGGCGCUGGGAAAUGCCAUGGAAUGGAUGAACGAGGGACGGAAGCUUUCUGCGCUGGUUACCAUAAUUUAUUCAUAAAAUACUGUUGUAUUUUGACUUCGGUUCGGCGUUAGGAAGCUUUGCGUUUGUAUCUGAAGACGACGUGAGAAAUAUACGGGGGAGGGCGAGACUGGGCGUGGAGGCCAGGGGGAGGCCGCUGGGACCAGCGAGGGUGGCCGGCAGCGGGGCUGGACACGGGGCAGGGACUUCCGCGCAAAGGAAGGAACCCCGGACUCGGCGGGGACGGCGGGCGCGCAGGGCGGGUAACGCCACGCGGGCCCGAGGGCUGGAGCCCGGGGCCCCGCCGCGCAGCGCACGCGCCGCGGGGACAGCGCUCCGCACAGCCCGGCCCGGGAGCUCCGCCCACUGGCGCAGACUCCACCCCAUGACUAAGCACCGCCCACUUAACCCCGCCCCAGCCCUAAGCCACACCCACGGGCUCAGGCCACGCCCCACAGGGAAGGCUCCCCUCUGGCUAGGCACCACCCACGUAGCCCCGCCCCUGUGGGCUAAGCCCCGCACCACCCCGAACCCGCCCACUGGAGCAGGCCCCGCCCCCGGAAGCCAUCAGCUCGCGCAGGCGCCCUAGUCCCACAGCUGCGUCCGGCCUGGCCCAAUCCCCCGCUUCCGGGGUGCCGUGAUGCCGCUGCCGCCGCUGUGCACUUUGCCGCUCGGCCCUGGGCCCCCGCGCUUCGUGUGCUACUGCGAGGGGGAGGGGAGCGGGGCCGGCUUCAACCUUUGUGUGACGGACGCCGCGGAGCUCUGGAGCACCUGCUUCACACCGGACAGCCUGGCGGCCCUCGAGGACAGAGCAUCCCUGACCCUUUCAGGGGGGCCCUCGGCACUGGACUUUGACCUCUCCAAGGUGCCGGGCCCAGAGGCUGCCUCCAGGUUGCAGGCACUGACAUUGGGCCUGGCAGAGCGCGUGUGCAGCUUGGAGCGGCAGCUGGCAGGUAGGGUGGGCGGUGGGCACCUGGCACCCUCACUAGGGUCCCCUGCCUGUGCCUCCAUUCCUGGCUUUCUUCCCCAGCUGCGGAGGAGACAGCCGCCAGCCCAAGGAAGAGCCCCAGGCUGGUGGGGCCUCAGCUCUUCUUACCAGGUAAAGCCUGUCACCUAUGAUGGGCUGGGGCUGUCCUCUUUCCUCUGGGACUCAGUUUCCCACGAACAAGCCUCAAGCUCCAGAGAGAGGAUCUGUCUUUGUGGAGAGGGGGUUAUGGUCCUGGGAUCCUGCCAGGUUCAGGACCCCCCUCCCAUCCUGUUUCCCCCAGACCCAGAUCCUCAGAGAGGGGGCCCUGGACCUGGGGUCAGGAGAAGGUGUCCAGGAGAGUCCCUCAUCAACCCUGGCUUCAAGAGGUACCCACCCACCUGCCCCUUCCUCCUGUGCUCAGGGUCCAUCCCUGGAGCCCUGCCCUUCCCUCCAUACCCCUGUAGUGUCACCCGCUCUUCUCUCCUAGUAAGAAACCAGCCAGUGGUGUAGACUUUGACGACCCCUGAAGCUGCAGCAAAAAGUGUGACCCUGCCAGGAGUCCACCUUUGCAGAGAGGGGCAGCCCCUGGGACCACCACUGGAGACCACACCACCGCCACCUGCCCGUCCUGCUGGCCAGCAGGAACAGAACUGCUUCUGGAGCCCCUUCCACGUCAAAUAAAUGGCUUUCUCAGGUGAA